AUGGGCGCCUCCGGCAGUCAGCCAGCUGAGUCAACUUCUCUUCCUAGCGCCGCACGCUCACCCCAUGCACCGUCGAAUAUGCCAACGCAAAGCAGGGCGCCGGGCCAGGCGGCGAAGAACGCACAGCCUGGCCAGUGUGCCCCAGGAUACAUCUACGACUUCGUAGGAGGCGGGGUUCCACUGGGACCCGACACGCUCGCAGUGGGCCCCUCCCAGACGUCGGGCGACGCAAUGAAGCGCGCAACCUUCGCUGGAAGCGGUCUGAUGAGAUACUCAUUGGAGGUAGAGAUUUGCUCGUCUCGCGGUCUCCGGAAUGCUGACUGGAUGACUUUGGGCGUGGGUGGGACCUCCGAUCCCUACUGCAUCUGCCAGGUGAUAGGAGCCGGUAAGACGGAAUUUCGGACGAAGACGAUCGACAACACCGUGGAGCCCGUGUGGAAGGAGUUUUUCAACGUCGACGACUUUUUUGAAGGCGACGUGUUACUGUUCAGAGUGUACGAUGAGGACACAGGCAAGGAGGAUGACUUCCUGGGGCAGGUGGAGCUGCCAACAUGCUCAGUGCUGCCCAACGGCUUCCGUGGCGAACUCCGUUUGCGGAAGACAAGCGCUGAUGGCUCAGACAGUCAGGAAGCUUACCUCACUGUGGGAGUCACUAUCCUCGAUAGCCGCCACGACCCCACUCCGCCGCCUAGAGCAGACACGCCGCAGCUCUUCCGCGUGGAAAUCCAGCGAGCAGUAUCUUUGAGGAACGCGGACUGGGUACCUGGGACCAACAUCUCGGACCCGUACGUGAAAUGCCAUCUGCGCUCCGGUGAUGGUAGAACAGUGUCUGGCGACAAAGCUUCGCUCCGCACGCAGACAAUCAAGAAUUCGACCGAACCGGUCUGGGACUUUGCCGGCAGCCUGUCCGUCCCCAAGGGAGCAGCGCUGGUCUUCGAGGUUCUUGACCAAGACUUGACCGGGAGUGAUUUCCUGGGCCGGGCGGUGGUCAAGUACGAGCAGCUGUCCUCUGGAAACUUCAAGGAGGAUCUGGUCCUCGAGGGUUCGCAGACCAACAAAAAGGCGAGGCUGAGCGUCCGCAUCGCAACAGCCGAGAUUGAGAUCGAGCGGCUGAAACGCCUCGGAGCUCAGCAAGAGAAGCUGGGCUUCCACGAGCAGGCUCAGAAGUGCUACAGCUCGGUCGAUGAGAUCCAUAAGGAUGCGAACAGCUACCUGAGUGCAGAUGGCAUUGAGAACCUGCAGGCUCUGGCCCGCAUUGCGAAGCAUCUCAUGGCCUUCGAUCAGUCCUUGGUGCAUUUGCAGGAAGCCCGGCGCGUGUCUCAGCUCCUAUGCCGAGCGAAGAGUCUGCACUUCGCACAGCUUCUGGCAGAAAUGGGCUGCCUGCACUUCGCCCUGCGCGACUUCCCCAGGGCCGAACGUGCCUAUGACGAGAGCGAUCAGACCCUCCGUCAGCUCGGCUUCGGCGAGUCAGAGCACAGGGCGACCGUGCUGGCGGGCCGAGCCGGCAUGGACUUGGCCCAACAACGGCCGGGCUCAGCACUCCGAGGCUACGAAAAGGCGGUGGAGCUCCGCAGCCGCGCCGGGGCCCUUCGCAGCGUGGAGGGAGCCGCCCUGCUCACGAACCGAGGCACUGCGCGGUUCUCCACAGGUGACUGCUCAGGAGCCAUCCACGAUUUCCUCGAGGCACGAUCCUUGUUGCAGCACCUGGGCGCAUGGCCUACUGAGGACGGCUUGGAGCUUCUUCGGAACCUGGGCCUCGCCUUGCGGAAGAAAGGUGAUGUCCUGGAUGCUGCUGCAGUCUUCCAGGAGGCUCGGCGAAUUCGCGAGCAGCUGGGGACACUCACAACACCAGCGGGCGCAAGGCUUCUGACCAACUUCGGAGUAGCUGUCGCGUCCCUCGGGCGCUGGCACAGUGCUCUCGAGUCCUGCGAGGAAGCAUGGCGCACGGCACCCAGCGGCCGCACGGGGCGCCAGUUUUGGGAUGCGACGUCAGAUCUUUAA
This is a messenger RNA of Symbiodinium sp. CCMP2592, 2001 nucleotides long. Lineage: Eukaryota; Dinophyceae; Suessiales; Symbiodiniaceae. The record is from the annotation of a GenBank genome assembly.